UUUUUAUAAACUUAUGCAAGCUAUGCAAUUUUGUGUUUGUUGUGUGUAAAAAAACUGCAUCUUUAUGCGUUUUCUUUGAAAGUUUAUAUGGAAUUUAUAUUCGAUUAAAAUCUUUCAAGUAAUUCAAUAUUUAUUAUAGACCGGAAACGAAAUAUUGAGGAGUUUUACGAAAUAUUAUGAGGAAUAUACCUUUUUAAAGCUUGUCUGGAAUUUGUUUACCUUUGUUGUUGUAUCGCGUUGUAAAUAGAAACAUUUACAUUUUAUUAAUCAGAAUUAAAAGUAAGCGUUAAGAUGCCGAUUAGAAGACACUGUGAUCCCAUAAAUAUAAAAAGAAUAUGGGAUGCAAUAAGAUAUUUGGGUGUACAGCAUUUGUCUUGUGAUAUAAGUAGAAUAACGAAGUAUUUCCAGAAAAUAGAGGACUGUACACAGGCUCAAGUAGAGCAGUAUCUCCAGCAAGCCCUUCAAGACGGCAUGAUAUCAGCAAGAAACACCAUGGACCUGGCUAUUUCCACAUACAAAAUCAUUGAUCAACAACUGCCAGAAUUUGACGGUAAAGAUUGGUACUGCUUCGAAUGUCACUUGGCAGGCGAUGUAAUUUCUUGUAAUGAGUGCUUUAGAGUGUUUCACAAAGAUUGUAUUAAGACUGCAAAGAAAAAGUUUGAAAUUCAAAAGUCCAGUUAUCAAAAGCAGAUAGGAAGUUCUGAGCUAAACAGUUCUAUUAAAAAUAAUGGUCAGCCUCUAGAAGUAGAGUGUGAUGUUGAUUUGACUUCAUCAUCUGACAGUUCAGAUGAAUACAUUAAUAACUAUGUGUAUAAUGAAAAUUUAUGCAGCAUCUGUAACAUAAUCAACAUUGAUCAGUGUGAUUUAGAAAAAGCUGAAGUUAAUUAUUUGUUACGAUUUGUUUUGCAUCGGGUCAGGGCUUGGUUGCCAGAUACCAUAACCCAUACAAUGGCCGAAGAGGAUAGACCAGCAUUUUUGACAGACACAGAACUGACCUGGAGAGCUAACCAGUUAUUUUUUGAACAUCGUGAUAUGUCUGUGAUUGAAGUGAACUUAAACACAAACUCUUACAGUGUAAUGUCGGAAUUUUUGGCUGAUAUUUUAACUGUUCAACAUAAUGUUGCUAUAUUUCAUGGGAUGGAGUCUCAGGAAUAUCAGGCUGCCGAGUACGUUGUAAGAGAUACAUUACAUGACAUAUCAGAGCUUAAGAAUUGUUCGGACUGUUACAGGCACAGUAACGAGAAAAUAAAUCUAAAAUGGUUUACUUUGCCUUGUAGGAGGUCUCAUAAGCUGGUUUGGGCCAAACAAAAGGGGUAUCCUUAUUGGCCGGCUAAAGUUAUUAGAGAAAGUCCGACCCACUGUGACGUCAGAUUUUUUGGCGGUAAACACGAGAGAUCGUUGAUCCCCAAAUCCUCAGUAAAACCCAUCGAGACGACCAAAGAAGCCCUAAAGGUUAAGCAGUCGUCUGCGUUCAUGAAAUCGUACGAAGAACUGAAAUACCAUCAGAAACUGCUGUCCGACCCGAAAGAACUGGAAAAAGUCAGGUCGGACGUUAAAGGAAAGAAAUCCUUAAGACCCAAGAAUUUAACGCCGUUAGAUAAUAGUUUUUCGAGCGGUGGUUCUCUUAAUCUGUCAUUUAAUUCGGAAAAUUCGGCAAUUGCUAGUCCUGCGCAAAAGAGAAACAAGCGCCUAAGCGAUAUGUCAAAUGGUAGACCGGAAGCGAAGAAAUCGAGGACGGACUCUGUCCAGGAUGUUGCGGACAGCGUGAUCAAUAUUUCGGACUGUGAAGAAGAAGAACCGGACUAUUCUUUUAGGUCGAAUGUAUCACAAAAUGGUUCUAGAUUCGACGACCAUCAGCAAGUCAGUAGUUCGACAGAAAAUUGCACUGUUUCGAGUCACGAUGCGGAAAUGCAACAAUUGGACCAACCUUACAGCGAUUCUGUCGAAAAAAUGAGGAGGAGACUAGAAACUCUGGCAGACAGAAACGUCGUAAUCAGGUGUGCCAUGAACUGUAUGCAGCAAGAGAUCGACAGGAUCACUAACGAUCACAACGAUCACUUGAAGCGACUGUUCGAGUCACACAACGCCCAGAUAUCAGAGACCAAGAAGAAACAAUGGUGUUACAACUGUGAGCAAGAUGCUAUAUACCACUGCUGUUGGAACACAGCAUACUGUUCACAAACGUGUCAACAGCAACACUGGCAAGCAGAACACAAAAAAGUGUGCAGACGCAAGCGGCAAAAUUAAGAAAAAAAUAAAAUUUAUUUUAAGGUUAUACAGGGUGUUCAACCAUAUUUUAGCUAGUAGCCUAUCUCUGUAUAUAUUUGGUUACAGACAAGUUUAAACUGUGAAAGUUUUAGAACUUUGUCUAAAAUCAGAAUUGUCAAAUUUUGACAGUUCUGUUGGUUUUGGAACUGUCAUGCAUCAGAUCUGUCAAAUUUUGACACUUCUGAUGGAUAACAGUUCUAAAUUUUGACACAAGUUGCAAUGUUUUUGUUAAAAAAAAAAUAAAAUUUCCAGUAAUUUUAACUUUUUCUAUAACAGAGAUAUCUCUUGGCUAAAAUAUACUUGUGAACGCCCUGUACAUUAUUCCCACUGUAGAUUUAGUUUGUUAAGUUUACAGAAAACUUGCAUCCUCUAAAAAA
Sitophilus oryzae (rice weevil) is the source of this 2645-nucleotide messenger RNA. Its product is annotated as zinc finger MYND domain-containing protein 11-like. The transcript is spliced from 12 exons. NCBI's taxonomy places the organism in Eukaryota, Metazoa, Arthropoda, Insecta, Coleoptera, Curculionidae. The coding region runs from base 292 to 2247 and encodes 651 amino acids. Gene Ontology annotation, molecular function: transcription corepressor activity; protein binding. Gene Ontology annotation, biological process: regulation of transcription elongation by RNA polymerase II. The record is from RefSeq and is a predicted model, not a curated record.